AUGCUCUUCGAAUCGACCACAACGACGACCGGUAGCAGUUUCGUCAGCCUUACCUUGCACAACAGCGGUAGCGUAGCCCGGGACCACCUCGCAUCGGAACGUACAUUCCUGGCAUACGUCCGUACGAGCCUUGCUCUAGCAUCGGCAGGCGUGGCGCUUGUCCAGUUCCUCAGUAUUGCCUCGAUACAUCCCGGACGCAUCCAAAUAUACGCACGUCCAAUAGGCGCGUCAACCAUCGUACUCGCCAUUGUACUUCUCGUCAUUGCGGUUAUUCGAUUUUUUUCGGUGCAAACGUAUUUGACGCGAGGUCUGUUUCCCGUCGCACGGGCAUUUGUCUUCGUCGUGUUUGCCUUACUUAUGGCGUUGAUUGUGGUCGUUUUUGGUGCUCUUGUUUCACAACGAGGGUCUUAA
This is a messenger RNA of Guyanagaster necrorhizus, 411 nucleotides long. RefSeq lists its product as uncharacterized. Bases 1 to 411 code for a protein of 136 amino acids. The transcript has 2 exons. The record is from RefSeq and is a predicted model, not a curated record. NCBI's taxonomy places the organism in Eukaryota, Fungi, Basidiomycota, Agaricomycetes, Agaricales, Physalacriaceae.